AUGAGCCAAUCUUUUAUAAAGUUUGAUCAUAUUAUUGAUAUUAGCAUUCCAUUUCCGACAGAACAGCUUGCAUCUCAGGUGGCAGCUGUUUUGUCUGUUGAUUUGGAAUUGAAGAAGCAUUUGGUAUAUAGAGAAAUAAGAGUAGAUGGGCUUUAUUUUUCUGUAGUGUUUCAGAGCAAUGAUUUAAAAGUCUUACGUGUCUCUGUAGAUUCAUUUUUAGAUAAUAUUAUUUUAAUAAUUCGUACAGUAAAUGAAUGUGGGGAUUUGUAGUUUGGUAAGAAUAUGUUGUAUUUAUUAUAGGAGUUUUUGAUGUGCAAUCAGUUUGUUUGAGAUUGUUUAGAAACGGAAAAUAGAUGGGAAUUUGUAAAAAUUUAUAAUUUUUUCUUUUGGAUAUCUUAAGUUGUUGGA
Pneumocystis murina B123 is the source of this 408-nucleotide messenger RNA. RefSeq lists its product as hypothetical. The record is from RefSeq and is a predicted model, not a curated record. Lineage: Eukaryota; Fungi; Ascomycota; Pneumocystomycetes; Pneumocystales; Pneumocystaceae. Gene Ontology annotation, cellular component: EKC/KEOPS complex. The transcript is spliced from 3 exons. The coding region runs from base 1 to 270 and encodes 89 amino acids.